AUGCCUCGCAGUCAGAAGAGUCGGCUCUGCAAGCUUCAGAAAAUCCUUGAGGCCCAAAAGGAGGCACAGGGCCUGGCGGAGGCACAGGUCUCCACGGCUGAGGGGCAGAAGAUCUCAUCCUCCUCCUGCUCUCCCAUUUCUCUGAUCCCAGGCAUCCCAGAGGAGGUGCCUGCUGCUGGGGCACCAGAUGCUCCCCAGGGUCCCCAGGGAGCUGGCUCCUCCAGUGCCAUUGUCCCACUGAGCAAAUCAUGCGAGGGCUCCAGCAGCCAAGGAGAGGGUGCAAGCACCUCACAGGCUCCACGGGGCACUGAGUCCUCCCUCAGUGAUGCAGUAGAUAAUAAGGUGGCUGAUUUGGUGCAUUUCCUGAGCAGCAAGUAUAUAACAAAGGAGCCCAUCACGAAGGCAGAGAUCCUGACGAAUGUCAUCAAAGAGUACAAGAAUUACUUCCCUGUAAUCUUCAGGAAAGCCUGUGAGUGCAUGCAGAUAGUCUUUGGCAUUGAUGUGAAGGAAGCAGACCCCACCGGUCACUCCUACAUGCUCAUCAACAUGCUAGACCUCACCUAUGAUGGGAUGCUGAGUGACGAGAGGGGCAUGCCCAAGACCAGCCUCCUGAUUCUUAUCCUGGGCAUGAUCUUCAUGGAGGGCAACUGCGCCCGUGAGGAGAAGAUCUGGGAGUUGCUGCAUACAAUCGGGGUGUACACUGGGAGGAAGGAUUUCAUCUAUGGGGAGCCCAGGAAGCUCAUCACCAAAAAUCUGGUGCAGGAAAGGUACCUGGAGUACCGGAUGGUGCCCGGCAGUGAUCCUCCUCGCUAUGAGUUCCUAUGGGGUCCCAGGGCCCAUGCUGAAACCAACAAGAUGAAAGUGCUGGAGUUCUUCACCAAAGUUAGUGGGACCAUCCCCACCGCCUUUCCAACCUUGUAUGCGGAGGCUUUGAAAGAUGAGAGAGAGAAAGCCCAGGCCAGAAUUUCUGCCAUGGAUGAGUCUCCUGCCAUGGCCAGUGAAAGUUCCAGUGGCCCGCCCAGCACCUUCUGA
Choloepus didactylus (southern two-toed sloth) is the source of this 1032-nucleotide messenger RNA. RefSeq names its product putative MAGE domain-containing protein MAGEA13P. Gene Ontology annotation, biological process: negative regulation of transcription by RNA polymerase II. The transcript has a single exon. The coding region runs from base 1 to 1032 and encodes 343 amino acids. Lineage: Eukaryota; Metazoa; Chordata; Mammalia; Pilosa; Megalonychidae. Gene Ontology annotation, cellular component: nucleus. The record is from RefSeq and is a predicted model, not a curated record.